Lachancea fermentati is the source of this 1050-nucleotide messenger RNA. Lineage: Eukaryota; Fungi; Ascomycota; Saccharomycetes; Saccharomycetales; Saccharomycetaceae. The record is from the annotation of a GenBank genome assembly.
AUGUCGAAAUACCUCUCUAACAGCAAGCGAUACAAGUAUCCUCUGCCGAUUCAUCCUUUGGAUAAUUUACCACAGCUCCUGCCGCACAACCCGGUGUCUUGGCUAUACUGGUUAUAUUGUUAUAUCUCAAGUACCAAUCUACUGGCAAAGAAGAUUGACAUCGAAGUUACGAACGGUCAUCGCAUCACCGUCCCAGGCGAAGAAGAUAUGCUAUAUUUAUGGAAUAACGGCUUUUUUGGCACAGCACGACUCUCCCGAAGCGAGCCAACCUGGAAGGCCAGAACACUGGCACGAUUAGGCAUUGAUGAGUCUUUCAAUGCCUUGGAAAAGGUGACUGAAAAAAGGCGGCAUCAAAGACUAGCUUUCAAAAAGGAAAGAAGAAAGUUCGAGGCGAUCAGACUAGACCUUCGGAAGAAGGGAGUUCUUGAGAGUGAAAUACUUGAUAAGGAGAGGCAGUUCUUACGUGAACUUCGAGAUCAAGAACUCAUACUUGAUAGCGAAGAUUAUCAGGUUAGGGAGGAAGAUGAUGAACUCUUAUUGAAUGAUGGUAUAGUAAAUCUGGAGGUACUUGAACUAAUGCCAGUUGAAGCUAUUUUUCUAACGUUUGCUCUACCUGUGCUGCGUCCCUCAGUUGCAGAGAUUGCCGAACUUUUACUGGGGCCAAAACCCACCUACACAGAAAUACACAAUCUAAUCACACAGUAUGUGGCUUACCAUCAUUAUAGAUCCCAUGGCUGGUGUGUGAGAUCAGGAAUUAAGUUCGGUUGUGAGUAUCUUUUAUACAAGAGAGGUCCACCUUUCCAGCAUGCUGAAUUUGCCGUCAUGGUUCUUGAUUACAAAGACACACCUGACUAUACUUGGUAUUCUGGCAUCGCCCGUGUUAUUGGCGGAGCAAAGAAGAGUUUGAUUUUAUGCUAUGUAGAACCUUUGCUGCAGAAAGAAGAAAUUAUGUCUUUGUGGGAUCAAAAGGAUUUUGAGCAAGUAUUUGCUAGUCACAGAGUUGGAGAAAUAUUGUACAGAAGAUGGGUUCCGGGGAAGAAUAGAGACUAA